GGAUGGUGGUGUUUAAGUAAGAAAGUAAGUUGAUCUUAAGGUAAGAUAGUGGUGAAUGCCGGCAGGUGGUAGCAAGCUGCUGUGUAACUAAUUCUCCAUCAAAAGGAACGCUGUCUAUACUAUGGUGGUGUAUGUACACACUCUCUCCCGGAUGAACCUGGAGCUAGCUACUAUAUAGAUAGCACGGAGCCCUGAGGUCGGUCGAAGAGGUAUAUACCAGGUGAUGGAGAGUACUGUCCCGUGUGGUCGUGUCGUGUCGUGUCGUCGCAGUGCUGUUCGUGAAGAGAAAACAAGAAUGGUCCUCUCAAUUGCGCGGGCAUCGUGCUGUAAAAUAGGUAGAGGCAGAAUGUGUGCGCGCGCAACUCUGCCGGAGGCCCCAGGGUGUUGUUCUGGGGGUUCAAGGAUUGUGUCCACCCACCUACCCAUCCACACUCGAUCCACCUCCGUCCAGCCACCAUCCACUCAUUCAUCCCUCCCAUCCAUUCCCCCAUCCGCUGCCCCAUCCAUUCCCCCAUCCGCCGCCCCGUCCACCGCCCCAUCCACCCCUCCACCCAUUCAUCCCAGCUGGCCAAACCUCCCCCCCUCCACAUCGUACCUUACCCCCCUCCCACCAUCCCGCGCCCAUCCCAGGCCCGCACCCCCUCCCACCCAACCCAUUCCUGCAAGCAACCAUGAAACUUCUGUGCGUUCAUCCCGACAGGCCCGCUGCGAUUUUGACGUCGGUUGUCCCCUUCCUAACUACUGUUCCUAGCUUGAGCAACUACGGUAUGUAACAAGUACCAUCGCGCUUGGUGGCGCCCAGGCUGAGUUUAAAGCGGCGGCUGUGGGAAAAGCUGGUGGAACGCACCACCCGGGAGUGGCGCGGCAUGCAGGAUGGAUGGUCCGUCUCAUUUGAAGCCACGACGUGGUGAAAGAUAACCUACCUGAGUAAGAAC
Messenger RNA from Tricharina praecox, 935 nucleotides. RefSeq lists its product as uncharacterized. The record is from RefSeq and is a predicted model, not a curated record. The coding region runs from base 224 to 751 and encodes 175 amino acids. The transcript has a single exon. NCBI's taxonomy places the organism in Eukaryota, Fungi, Ascomycota, Pezizomycetes, Pezizales, Pyronemataceae.